This is a messenger RNA of Zootermopsis nevadensis, 2558 nucleotides long. RefSeq lists its product as uncharacterized. NCBI's taxonomy places the organism in Eukaryota, Metazoa, Arthropoda, Insecta, Blattodea, Termopsidae. The record is from RefSeq and is a predicted model, not a curated record. Gene Ontology annotation, cellular component: cytoplasm. Gene Ontology annotation, molecular function: hydrolase activity, acting on glycosyl bonds; kinase activity; pseudouridylate synthase activity. Gene Ontology annotation, biological process: regulation of miRNA-mediated gene silencing.
AUGAAUCACAGAACACGCUGUUUUUUUAUUCAGUCGUAGUAUAUUCUCUUGUUCGAGUAAUAUAUUUGUUGUAACUUUCUGUGAAACAUAUGCUUUUCACUGUUAAUUUUCGGGAGUUGUGUUUGUCCUCAUCACCAACCAUUACAAGUGUGUAUAGUAUUAUAUUGGCAAAGACACGUGGUUUGAAUCUAGGGUGUAACGCUAUCGGCAAUUGUAUACGAGGAAUUUAUGUGAGCAACUUACAAGUAAAGGAAUAAAGGAUGCAAAUGAAAAUAGCACAUACUCUUCGAAAUCGAGUUUACGUCUAUUUUUCAAGAUGUAAUAUGAGCAGUUUUAACUACAAAAGUUGUAUUGAUGUUUCACCAGAAGUAUCAAAGGCUUUAAGAAGUCACACCCCUGUAGUUGCAUUGGAGUCCACAAUAAUCAGUCAUGGAAUGCCUUAUCCUCAGAAUCUUCAGACAGCUUUACAAGUUGAAGAAAUUGUUCGAAACGAGGGUGCUGUGCCAGCAACAGUAGCAAUUGUCAAAGGUCGAAUCAAAGUUGGCCUGAAUCAGGAAAUGCUGGCAGAGUUUGCUAGUUUGAAGACUCCUGUCGUGAAGACAUCAAGAAGAGAUUUUCCGUAUGUACUCAGUAAGGGUUUGAAUGGUGGUACCACUGUUGCUGGUACGGUUAUUGUAUCAAGUGCAGUUGGAAUUAAAGUUUUUGCCACAGGUGGCCUAGGUGGGGUGCACCGAGGUGGUGAGAAGACGAUGGAUGUAAGUGCGGACCUUAUGGAGCUGGGACGCAACCCUGUAGCUGUGGUAUCCAGUGGUGUGAAAUCUAUUCUGGAUAUUGAAAGAACACUUGAGUACUUAGAGACUCAAGGUGUUUGUGUAGUAACAUUUGGUGAGAACAAAAAUUUCCCAUCUUUCUAUACACCUCGGAGUGGUGUCGAGGCUCCGUAUAACAUUGAAUCACCAGUUGAGGCAGCCUUGUUGAUUGAAAAGCUGUUUGAACUGCACCUCAAUUCUGGCAUAUUGCUGGCAGUUCCCAUCCCAGACGCAGAGGCUAUAGAAGGAAAUGAAAUUGAGAAAGCCAUUAGCACAGCAGUGAAGGAAGCGGAAGAUCAUGGUAUCAAAGGAAAGGAAGUGACUCCAUUUGUUCUUAACAGAGUGAUUAGCCUCACAGGGGGAAGAUCUCUUGAAUCAAACAUUGCCCUAAUUAAGAACAAUGCUAAAGUUGGAGCCCAAGUUGCUUUGGAAUUGGCAAAGAGACAAAUGCAUUCUUCAAAACAGUUGUCAUCUGAAGAUGUUUUUCAAUCAUUGCAUGCUGCAUCAAGCGAGCGAUGUGCGGCAAAAUCGUCACCGGUUGUCGUUAUAGGGGGCAGUGUGUUGGAUUCGGUCCUAGCGAUCAAGGAGAACUCCAUAUUGGCGAAUGGCAGCACACACGCCGGCCAAAUUCGACAGUCGGGCGGUGGUGUUGGGAGGAAUAUAGCAGACGCCCUUGGAAAACUCGGAACACUGCCAUUCCUGAUCUCCGCCAUAGGGAACGAUUACGCGGGAGACUAUCUUGUGAAGAACACUCUUAAGCACAUUGAAACAAGCGGGUUGUUGUGGUUAGACCACUGCAGGACUGCCUGUUACAGCGCCAUUGUCAACAAGCAUGGGGAGUGUUACUUCGGAGUCGGCGACAUGGUCACACAUGACUACAUCUCUCCUAAACUGGUCGACAACUUCUUAGAUGAAAUAAAGCAGAGUUCCCUAGUGGUGUUGGAUGGAAAUAUUCCUGUCGAAACAAUGGACUACGUUCUUGCCGUAUGCAAGAAGUCGCAAAUACCAGUUUGGUUUGAACCAACAGAUAUAAGGAAAGCUGGGAAAGUGUUUCAGUCUCGGCAUUGGACAACUUUAGGCUAUGUAUCACCCAACUUGAAUGAGCUGCAAGUGAUGUCACAGGCAUCAGGAUUAUUUUACAGCCUAAGCCAAUUUCAUUCUGCAUGUGAGGAUGACACCAUACUCAGUGAAGCAUCGUUCCUUGCUCGAAACCUUGUUGAACACAUUGGAGCUGCUUUUGUCACAUUGGGAAGGUUGGGUGUCUUGAUAGUACGAGAGGGUGAAGCAGAUGAACCCCUGUUACAGUCAAGUCGUGAUAUUACACGUACUAGGUCCAAUGUGUGUGUUCGCCAUUAUGCAGUACCAGUUGGUAUCGCUGAACAUAGGAUAGUGAAUGUUUCAGGAGCAGGAGACUGCUUCGCUGCAGGCAUGAUAGAAGCCAUGUUGCGUGGUCUACCAGAAACUGAAUGUGUAUCUGCAGGAUUUACUGCAGCUGCUUGGUCCAUGCAGUCAUCUUUUACUGUACCAGAAAACAUUUGUGAUUCCAACAUUCCAGCUUGUGCAGAAUACACACUCAUCCAUUCUUGAAGAUCUGGACCAUACAGCAGACGUUCAAAAGUGAGCAUUUUGGAAUUUGAUAGAACAAAGUUUCACAUCAGAGCUGCUGCAUAUGGUGAAGAAUUUCAGAUUGGAAAGCAUCCACAGGGGAGUGAAGUAAAAGCAAUAACCUAUUCAAACAUGCAAAUACAU